This is a messenger RNA of Candida dubliniensis CD36, 609 nucleotides long. RefSeq lists its product as uncharacterized. NCBI's taxonomy places the organism in Eukaryota, Fungi, Ascomycota, Pichiomycetes, Serinales, Debaryomycetaceae. The coding region runs from base 1 to 609 and encodes 202 amino acids. The record is from RefSeq and is a predicted model, not a curated record. Gene Ontology annotation, cellular component: phagophore assembly site. The transcript has 2 exons. Gene Ontology annotation, biological process: autophagosome assembly; autophagy.
AUGGAGUUUAUAAUAAAUGUAAUAGCGGAGAGAUCUGUGCUAAGAGAGUCCUUAAAAGGAAUCAUAUGGACAAUAUUUUUUAAUCGAUUAUUUGGUCCCAUAACACCAGUGACAAACGAAUUCAUGAAUGUGACGUAUCCUAUGGCUAAUAAUUUACCUGAUUUGGAUUCAUUGAUUGACGAGAAAAUCAAUAAAAUACUAAAUCAAAUAACUGAAGCAUCAAACCAAGCCAAAGUAAAGGUUCAGUUUUUGAGUAAAAGCGCCAACAAGAAGAAAAGUGGAUGGUUUGGUAAUAGCACCUAUAAUGUUCAGGAUGACUUGAUAGUAUGGGAGUCUUGGUUGAUAAACGUGGAGUCGUUACCACUCGAUCAGGUAUCGAAUGGCGAAUCCCAAAAUGUCCAAACUUCAAUUCAGAAUUUUGUAAAUAACCUCACUAGGAUAUAUGAUAUUGCUGAUAAAUACAAAGAGCAUAUACCACCAAUCACAUCGCUCGACAGUGCUCCAUUUCCCUACAAAAUUAUUAUACCAGAGAAAAAGCCAGAUCACAAUCAUGACUACCACACAGGCGAAGAAGGUUGGGGAACUUAUAUAAAGAAAAUACUAGAUUGA